AUGUAUCAACCAAGUGUUAGCAAAUGUGUCCGGGAUGUUUCUGCUGCCAUUGUCACUCUUGCAAGAGACUAUAUUAAAUUCCCCUUACCUGGACAAGAAGAAGAGUUCAUGCAGGAAUUUGCCUCUACUGGAAUGCCAGGUGUAAUAGGCUGUGUAGAUGGGACUCACAUUCCAAUCAGGAGCCCUGGAGAGCCAAAUCCUGAACUCUACAGGUGUAGAAAGAAUUUCUUCUCCAUUAAUGUCAUGGCCGUAUGUGAUGCACACAUGAAAUUUACAAACCUUGUCGUAAACUGGCCAGGCAGUGCUCACGACUCCCGCAUUUUCUCAACUUCAAGACUUUGUGACAGUCUGCAGGCCGGUGAUUAUCAAGGCUUUCUCCUUGGUGAUAGUGGAUAUGCAUUGCGUCCAUACAUACUCACUCCAAUCCAUAAUCCAUCUGAAGAAAAGCAGAGGAAAUAUAACAGAUCUCAUAUCAAAACAAGAGCUACAAUUGAAAGGACAUUUGGAGUGUGGAAGAGGCGAUUUGCUGUCUUGCAACAUGUAAGAUCAAAGCUGUGUACUACCCAAAAUAUUAUAAAUGCAUGUGCAGUUCUCCAUAAUAUUGCUUUGAUUUCUGGACUUCCACUGGACAUAGAAGACAUGCAUUUCGAAGACCCUGACGACCCAGAAGAAAUGGUCAGAUAUGGAAAUCAUGAAGGUCAAGCACGGAGGGAGUAUAUAGUGGAGAACAUAAGAACAUAA
Homarus americanus (American lobster) is the source of this 741-nucleotide messenger RNA. RefSeq names its product putative nuclease HARBI1. The record is from RefSeq and is a predicted model, not a curated record. The coding region runs from base 1 to 741 and encodes 246 amino acids. The transcript has a single exon. Lineage: Eukaryota; Metazoa; Arthropoda; Malacostraca; Decapoda; Nephropidae.